Molecule: messenger RNA, 975 nt
Organism: Perca flavescens (yellow perch)
Lineage: Eukaryota; Metazoa; Chordata; Actinopteri; Perciformes; Percidae
Product: butyrophilin subfamily 1 member A1-like
Exons: 4
Coding region: 1-975 (324 amino acids)
Biological process (GO): T cell receptor signaling pathway; regulation of cytokine production
Cellular component (GO): external side of plasma membrane
Molecular function (GO): signaling receptor binding
Source: RefSeq, a predicted model, not a curated record
AUGCACUAUCAUAUUCUGCCGCUAGAUGGCGCUCGCGGUGUGCCGACGUUCGACCGCGGCGUCAUCACAUCCGCUAGAUGCGUGCGCAGCUUCGAUGACGAGAUGCGCUCCCAUAUUCGGCCGCUAGAUGGCGCUCGCGGGGUGCCGACGUUCAACCGCGACGUUAUUACGCUCGCGGUAUGCGCGCGCAGCUUCGACGACGAGAUGCACUACCAUAUUCGACCACUAGAUGGCGAUCGCGAGUACCAACAGCCACAUUAUAUUACAGUGAAAGAAGGGACAGAUGUUGUGUUACCCUGUUCUCUCAGCACCAAGGAGGACAUUGAGUCAAAAGUGUUUGACUGGAGGAAAGUUGCUCAGAAAGAUGAUGGUCUGAAGGAGGUGUUCAUGUAUGAAAAAGGCUUUCAUUACAACAACGGUCGUCCAGGUCAGAGUGAAGAGUUCAAAGGUCGAGUCUCACAUUUUGAAGAUGAACUGAAACACGGCAACGCCUCCAUAAUCAUCAGAAAUAUGAAGGAGGCUGACAGUGGAGACUACACCUGUCAUUUCCCACGUCUUCAUCAAAUGUUCCACCUUAAGCUUGUUGUUGUUGCUCCAGAGCCAGACAUCAACAUUAUUGAUGCCACAGAUGAUGGAGUGUUGCUGCAGUGUGAGGUUCGAGGUGCUGCUCCCAAACCUAGAGUAGAGUGGCAGGACAGAGAUGGAAACAAACUUCCUGCUGAAGACCCACAGGUCUCUGAAAGAGGAGACAGAUACCACAUCACCCUCCAGACUACUGUGACCAAGACCAGCUGCUGUCGCUGUGUGGUCACACAGGAGGAAACCAACCGGAGGACUCAUGCUGACAUUUAUGUGGCUAUUAUUGACAACAACACGAGCAUAUGGACCUAUAUGGACCUAUAUGGAGCUGGAACUCUUGCUGUACUUGCAGUUAUUUAUCUUUUACAUGAAAAUAGAAAAAACAAAAAGAAGUAA